AUGAAGUUUUAUCGCAACUUUUUAUUGGUAUAUCUCUGUUUGUUUCUCAGCAAUGGGCACCAAACAGUGGAAUCAAGACCUGCUCGGAAUAAUGGUAAGUCCACUAUCCACGGCAGAGGAGAUUCUACCGUUUAUCGUCCCAUUAAAAGAAAACCGCCCAAACCUCCCCCGGAACGGGACAAACAUCCGAAAACUGAUCAAAUAUCAACAAUUCAUACAAUCAAAGUCAACCUCGACACUAAACACAACACCGACGAGUUUGACUAUUCCUACAACGUCGCCAACAAGACCCACUCGUACACCGCAACCGAUGGGUUCUUGUUCAAGCACCUCAAGGACGGCAAUAAGACCCUCUGGAGGUCAAAGCAGGGCAAGUUCGCCGACAAGGUGACGGUCAAGGACAGAGAAGACGGAUACCGCUCAAUCCGCGUCUUCGUUCCGAUAGAUGACGAAAGUUCGGACUCGGAGGACGAGCGCGACAGGAGAUCCAGCGCUUCUACGUCCCCCUGCUCAGUCCCACUCGAGCCCAUCGUCAAGGACUCAAGACGUGGCACCACGCUCGAGGGCGACCCCCGGGAUCUGAAAGGGGAAAAUCAUAAAUACUCAUUCAAAUUGGUGGUCGUUGACAUCAAAAACAGAUUCAACACCAACAGGAUUUAUUACGAACGCAACGACUUGGACAACCUCCACAUCUUUAUAGCUAAAGAGCCCUACCUCAUUGGGAGGGUUAGGCGCGGCGAGAGAGUGCUCUGGGAGCACUCGGACGGUCACUACGGCGAGGAAGUCAUCCUGCGCUACGACAGGAACGGCGACCCCCUACUCCGAAUCAACUUCGCAGAGGUUGAGCCGGAAAGUGACGACGAGCACGCACCCGCGAGGCCCAGGCACCCGCCAAAGCCGCUCGAGCACGAGUUAUUAUUUGCCCCCAUACCCUCAAAGCCACCCUCGGAAACUCACGAGGGCUCCCUGUCUCCCAGACACGUCGCCCCCGCCACGCCUGAGCUUCUAUCGCCCAGAGAGGGCGAAUCGGAAGUCGAGUCUCAGGCCAGUGACGCGGAACCGGAGGCAGACCUCACCCCUAUUACUGUCGACAUCAACAAGAGGGAAAGCAGUAAAUACAUCAACUACGAGUAUGACUCUGAACAACACACACACACAUUCACACCAGCAGACGCAUACUUUAUCUUCAUCGUCAAAAGGGGAGAGGAGCACUUGUGGAAGUCCAAAGGCGGUAUUUACCCAGAGAAGCUUACUGAACUUGUCGACAAAUCCGGCAACCCGGUUUUGCGACUACAAUUCCCUCAGGACGUUGUACUUGACAUCGAGCUCAAGUCUGAACCCGAGCCGGAGCCAGAACAGUACCUGCUCACGUUGGACCUCAAGAUUAAGGAAACCACGGCUGAAGUGCGCUAUGAGUACGACGAGGACACUGGAACUCACACCUUCACUCCCCUGCCGAGGUUCCUUGUUGACCGCGUCGUCAAGGGCCGCCACCACGUGUGGCAGUGCGAAAACGGCGUUUACCCGGAGAAGGUGCUGAUAAUACCCGAUGAGAACGGGGAUCCGGUCUUACGACUCAAGUUCCCAGAUGUUACGAUCGUGCCUGAGCCUGUGGCCCAUGUAGCCCCCGUACCCGCAGAGACGAAGGGCAAGAUGGCUAAGGAGCCCAUUGAACUCGACAUAGGAAUGGAGGCGAGCACUCAGACCAUCGAAUACUCGUGCAAGUUGAACGUCUGCACAUUCAGGCCACGCUCCAACUACGCCUUCAGUAUCGUCAAGGAGCUCAAGGGCUACUCAUUCUCGGGAACGGCGAUCAUCAUCUGGAAGGCGACGAGUCACAAGGAAUACCUCUCCAGGGUAGAGUACGACUACGUGAACAAGCUGGCCACGCUGUACCUCUGCGACGGAACCAUAAAGAAGUUUAAGAAGAUUUCCAGCGAGUGGGUGGACCACACUCACGUUCUUCCCUCCGGAAGGACUCCGAUUUUCCUCGACAUCGAGUGCACCCACAACACCUACUUCUUCGACUACUUCCGGGACGGAAACACUGAGAUUUACAUUCCGAAGCCCGACUACAUUUUCAAGCAGGUCAAGCGCGUGCCAGUGCCGACCAUCCUCGGACUCGACGCCAUCAUUUGGAGCACCGACGACCCCAAGUUCUACUCUGUGAAGGUCCAGGUGACUGACAGGAACACCGUCACGGUGUACUCUUGCAACGGGUUCACCCAGGUGUUCAUGAAGAGCCCUGACAACGGCUGGAAUCAGCUCCAUUACGCCGUCGGUUUUGAACUGACACAUUCGGUUCCUGGUCGACCCGCUUGUCUGGUUUAA
Molecule: messenger RNA, 2331 nt
Organism: Theileria orientalis strain Shintoku
Lineage: Eukaryota; Apicomplexa; Aconoidasida; Piroplasmida; Theileriidae
Exons: 2
Coding region: 1-2331 (776 amino acids)
Source: RefSeq, a predicted model, not a curated record